GACCAAUCGUUGAAUGCUUCGUCGCUCUGCUUCCGCCCACUUUGAGAAGGCCUGUUGAGCAGACCCGCCGCGCUCAAUUCGACGCCGCCCUCGCAUCUCGACCGAACCCCCUUUCGACCACCAUUUCAUCGAUUUCGAUCGUGCGAUGAUUUGAGACUCGAUCACCGCAUCGUCGCUCGUCAUCGCGCUCUCAAACCCGACCGGCGAGACGUUCCUGCCUCGCAUCGCCUGCUAGAGCAGCAGAGGCCGCAAUUAACAACGCAGAAAAAUGUUCUCGCCCGCGCUUCAGGAAGGCGGCCCUGCCAAGGGCACAAGGAGCAAUCGCCGACGACAACGCCCUCUCAGUUCCGAUGCUUCUGUCCAGCAACCCAAGGCCAAGCGCCAGCGAGUCCCUCUAAGCGAGACAACCUUUGUCAACCCUGAUGCGCCGCCCGAAAUGUUCGAGGUUAAAUCCGACAAGAUAGACGUCCUUGGGAUAAAGCGCGAUGGAAUCGAAAACGUGGCCGCCAUUGUCCCGCGCAAGGAGCUCAGCGUUCGGUCGAAAAAGCCGAAGCCCAGCGAGAGAACUAGCAAGGGAGACGGAAGCGUUGUGCUGACGACGAAUAAUGCUUUCACCGUGAGCAAACUGCCAGCGCUGCCUGAUAGGCUCCGUGCAGACGCGCAAAAUCGACAACACGGCACUGUCUAUUCGUCGAGUGGCUAUGCCUUGAGUCUUACCCACACCCACGCCUUCGUUUGGCCAUAUACCUCGAUAGCUCCUUCGCCCGAAACUUUCACAUUCACCCUACCGUACCCUUCAAAAUAUGCCUCCGAUCCACUUCCCCUUGCAUCGCUUGUUGCGCCCUCGGCUUCUUCAGAAGAACCAGGCCUCGUUGUCAUAAUGCCUGUCAGCGGCAAGAUCGCGUACUGGGAAUCCAUAUCUAGUGCCGCCACUCUAGACUUUAUCCGCCAACAACGGACCGGAGUCGAGGACUCGAUAUCGGGCAUGUUCUCUGGAGAGCACGUCACUCAGAUCGUCAAUGCCGAAUCGGCAGGAUUCAUUCUCGUCUUCAGCAGUGGACGGUUAGCGUACAUGAAUGUUAGAGAUAGCCACGGAAGGCCUGGAAUAUCGGUUCAGUUCCUGCGCAACGGCCUGAGUAGCGGUGGCGGAGGGUUCUUCGGCAGCAUCCGCCACGCCCUGAGCUCUUCUGCCAUUCGAGGAGAAAUCGCCGCCGUUCGAGCAAGCUACGGCAAAACUAUCGGCGAGCGGGUCAUAGUUGCAGCUACAGUCAAGGGAAAAUUACACUCUUGGAAAAUUCACCGCGGAGGCCACCACGAACCCCUGAUCGAUAUCGACAUUCGGGAUCAACUGGUUGAGGCAGUCCAGGAAGCAGACCCUGCAACUGCCGACUUGCUUGAGGACUCCUUAGAGGUGGUUGACUUCACAUUCGUGCCCCGUGGCUUGGAAAAGAAGUACGUGCAAAUAAGCCGUCUCAGCGAGGCCCUAUCAAAUGAUGAGGAUUCCUUGCAACACCUGCUACUUCUCGUCUCGUUUCCGGGCAAGCGCAAGUCUAGAUACUCGCUGGUUGAGGUUGUUAUAUCCCCUGAGGGUAUCAGGAUCGGGAUGGUGAGGCCAUUCACGUCAUACACAAGUCCCUUGAGAUCAUUAGCCCCAGCAAAACCUCGCAUAUACCUCCCGCGGCCGGCACUUGUUGCUUUUGUCGUAUUCGAUCGAGCUGUGGUUGUUGCCUCCAUGGCCUCACCACCGGACUCUCCCGACUCGCAACUGCAGGAAGACAGCCACAUAAUACCUGCAACAUAUGAGGAUGUGGUCGAUUUCCGCGACGACGACACGCUACAAAUUGUCGGGUCUGGUACCGAGGAGCCUAUUGGUAACGGCCAAGCGCACGACGAGCUACGAGUACAACGGUUCAAGACGAAGAACCCAGCCGCUGUCCUCUUGUUGCAAGGCAUUGGCACUCUCCGGGUUGCGGUCGCGGACAUUGAUCGGUUUGCUAGCGACUUGCCCCCACAAGUCACUGCGAAGAGCAAACUAGAGCAAGCCGUCUUCUUUGGGAUCAAAGAGGAUAACCCGUUGGUUUUCCAGGGCAAGAGGGAACUGGCUUUCUCAAGCCAGGAGAUUGGAAAUGCAGCGAUUGAGUUGAGCCACGAAAUUGUGAGCUCCAAGACGUCUCUCAUUGCAAACCUGCCAGCUUCUCUCGAGAUCAACAUGAAGACGAGGAGCGCCUAUCUCGAUGCUCUGAUAACGUACCUCAACAUGUCCAAGGUCGAUUUGGACACGCGUACGAGGUGGUUGCUUCUUUACAAUGCGGAAAAGAUGGCCGUGGGCACCUGGAUCUGGCAGAAACACGAGCAAUUCCUUGCGGAGCGGGCAAAGGGAGACAAGAAAAAUCUAAUCUCGGAGACGGCCGUCUACAUCAACGAACACCAAAAAACGGAGCCUAACCCGGCCAUUGGCGAGGUGGACGCUGUUAGGCACUGGUUUAUCAACGACGUGUGGAGGCUCGACAUUUUUGUUGCCUGGGGAUAUCAGAUUAUCAAGUACGCUUGGACGGAGCGUCUCGCAGACGAAGCGGGCAUCAACCGGCUACUGUGGGAGGCUGUCACGGUAAACAACGGCGGUCUCCUAGAGGCACAUCAAUACCGCACCCGAAACGGGCCGCUCUACGGCGUCAAUGCCAAGGAGGCCGCGGGAGGCAACGCCAUCCCAGAACCCUGGACAGCAACCCACUUUAUAACUAACAACCUCAAGCGUCUUGUGGAAUUCUGCUACCAGUGGCUCGACACAUACUCGGCCCAAAAUCCUGACCAGCCCGUUGUGGACCAGGGUCUCCUGGAUAACAUUCAGCAGACGCUACCCUCCCUUACGAGCCAAUAUUUCACGGCGCUGAUAGAGUUCUCUUCCUGGGCUUCCAAGAGUGACGACCCGCAGGCCCAGGAGCUGGCCAAGACGUACGAGCAAAAUUAUGUGACCGACGUUUACGACAAGAUAUUGAGGCUCAAGGAUUAUGGCCUAUGGGAGGAAGCAAUCCAGCUCGCCAUUGAGUAUACGGCAUUCGACUCAUUGGCAGAAGUUGUAGUGCAGCAAAUCUUGUCGCUUGAGCAGGACGUCUUGGCUGUCGAAAUAGCAGUUAGCAAGGACAAGGAUGCUCUGGUUGCGCUUUUAGAGAGGAAGAAGAAGCGGAUGGGCGAACUCUUUGACAAGUAUCAGGAGAAGUUCGCUUUCCGUGCCUACACAGUUUUGCUCGAACACAGCGGCAUCCAGGCUGUGUUGGACUUCCCUUACGACCACAACGGCUACGCUACGAAGUUCCUCCGAACCAAACCGGAGCUGGCCAAGAUCUCUUGGAUCAAUGACGUUCAGAGGGAAAAUGACAUUGAUCACGCCGCGUCGACCUUGCUUGAGCUCGGGCUCUCCCGCGAGCAACAAGUUUGGAGCAAGAAGAUCGAGCUGAGCCUCGGGAAGCUUGCACUACUAGCCGAAGAGGGGGAGCAGUCUGCGAAUAGAAGCGGCAGUUCGGACAACGAAGCCAAGACUAGCGCCAGCCUGUCGAAAAUCGACAAAGAAUUGGACCUCAUCAAGAUCCAAGACGCCCUUUACAGCCAGAUACUGCCAUCAAUCGAAGAGGCCGUUGACGAGUCGGCCGAGCUAGAGCUAGCCAUGAAAGAACACGCCGGUCUAAUCCCUAAGAAGCAGAAGGCGCUCCUUCAAAUCUUUGAAGACGGCAUGUCGCGGCUCCUUAAGCAUGAGGCGCUACAGCCGCCUACUCUGAUUGACCUGCUCACCUUGGCGUACUUGCAUCCCGACCACUGGAAACUUAUUGGCGACCAGUUUUUCCUGGCUCUGAAGGUUGCCCAGCACGGGCUGAAGGGCAAGGACCGCAGCAACGCGGAGCGCCUGAUUUGGCGGAGAUGUUACCUCCGUGAUGACUGGAAGCAAGUCAACGAGACCAACCAGAAGGGCGACCACAUGCAGCUUAAGAUUGUUGGCGAGACGGCUGCAUAUCACACAAUGUUCAAGGUUGAGGAAGAGAUGCAUUCGGAUGUGACUUUCGACCCGUACGUCAAGCCGUCGGAGGCGCUCGGCGUGUUUACCGAGUCGCUCGACGGCCGCUUCAAGAAGAUGGACGAAAGCUUCCGCAACAAGCUGCUCGAGUCGAUGAAGUGGGAAGACAGCAGACUAGGCAGCUUCUUAGAAAAGUCACAGCUCGAGAACUGGUACCGAAGCACGCGCGACUGUGCCGAGAAGACGGUGGCCUCUGAAAUCGACAGGCUGACAACCGAAGCCAACAAGGCUGCGCCGCCUGGUGCCGAGAACCGCCUCUCAGGGUUUUCUGCUUUGAAUCGGCGGGCGCUGGCUAGGACUCGGGGGAUUUUUGAACCGUCUACGGAGCUUUUUCCAGGGGCUUCGGAGCUUUUUGGAGCUUGAGGCGGCAUUGGUUCCAGUCGGGGUGAAGUGAGGUGGCAAAGGUUAACGAGAGGACCAAGCAAUGCUGCAUGAGAAACAAAGGGCAUGCAAAGCGGGCAAGGUAGCUUGUUAAGGUGGCUUGUUUCUUGUCAUGUUUCUA
Lasiosphaeria miniovina is the source of this 4568-nucleotide messenger RNA. RefSeq names its product Non-repetitive/WGA-negative nucleoporin C-terminal-domain-containing protein. The transcript has 4 exons. Bases 269 to 4429 code for a protein of 1386 amino acids. The record is from RefSeq and is a predicted model, not a curated record. Gene Ontology annotation, molecular function: structural constituent of nuclear pore; protein binding. Gene Ontology annotation, cellular component: nuclear pore outer ring. Gene Ontology annotation, biological process: transcription-dependent tethering of RNA polymerase II gene DNA at nuclear periphery; poly(A)+ mRNA export from nucleus; protein import into nucleus. NCBI's taxonomy places the organism in Eukaryota, Fungi, Ascomycota, Sordariomycetes, Sordariales, Lasiosphaeriaceae.